GGGGCUGAGGGAGAGAGAAGACAUAUCUGACUACUUCUAAGAAAAGAUGAACAACAACCAGCUAAAACAGUUGUACUUUUUUUUUAUACACGUAAUACAUUGGUUUAUGUUUGAAACAUCUGCUGUAUCGGUCCACAAAGUCAGAGAAGAAAAGUAAACAGAGAAAGAAUGCAGAUUUUGUACGUGGCACGUUUACGUGGCGUGAACAAUGAGCGUUACCCGGAAGUGCUACAUUUGGCAGAAACAUUUCGAGCUAGAUAGCUAUAAAGAAUAAUAGCUAAGUGCAGUUAGUUUUGCUCAAAAAUUAUUCAAAAAUAAAUAAAAUAGCUACAUUGAAGAGUACGAUAUGGGCAAUACACUUUCUAGAGAUGACAACGUGUCAACUGUAGGCAACAAUACUUUGUGAGGGAAGAUAGUUAGCCUAGCAGGCUAUCUAAUUUUGCUAACGUUACAGUAGCUACUACUAGAUGAUGUUUAGAUUUCUGCAAAAGUAAGAAACAUAUUAGCUAGAUUGACAUGAUUACAUAAACAACCGUGUUCAAUGUCAACGCCGUAGUGGUUAAAUCGUAGAGUUAUUUAGCAGAACUGACCACAUGGCUGUUUAGACCUCUGUGCAGAUAGUUUUAGUUAUCUAUCAUUGCUGCGAAGGUGUUUCUUGUGAUCAAUGAUUGUUUGACAUUUUAGUCAUUAAGUAUAAGAGCGACUUACAAUUCAUGAAUUUGUUUUAAGAUAGUUAGGUGAGACGACACAUCACGUUAAAUUUUCCCCCAACAAAGUAUUUAUCACCAAAGGCAGUGCUAGUGGGAAAAGAGAAGUACCAUUUGAUUUAUAGUUAUUUUUUAUACUUGGCGUUAUCUGUCUAGAAAUCAAGCUUGCCAACCUAUCUAUCUAGUCAGUUUCUGGAUUCAGACUAGUCUGUUUACCGCUCUAGCUACCACUUUCCAAUAGUCAGGCUAAUUGUUGCAUAGCAAAGCACAGCUGCAAUUAUGUCUAUGGACGACUUCACUUCGAUCAGCCUGCUGUCCCUGGCAAUGCUAGUGGGAUGUUAUGUGUCUGGAACCAUUCCUCUGGCUGUCAACUUCUCAGAGGAGAAGCUGAAGCUGGUGACGGUCCUGGGAGCAGGGCUGCUGUGUGGUACUGCCCUGGCUGUCAUCAUCCCCGAGGGGGUCCAUGCCCUGUAUGAGGAGGUCCUGGAGGGUGUGCACCACGCCCCUGGCCAGGUGGAGGGGGUGGAGGUGUCCCAGCCCAAGGAAGGUGUGGAUGUAGCUCUGGGGGUCAGUGGGGAGCACAGCCACGAUCACCUCCAUGCCUACAUCGGGGUUUCUCUGGUCCUGGGGUUCGUCUUCAUGCUGCUGGUCGACCAGAUAGGAAGCGCCCACGUACACAGCAGUGCUGACGAUCCAGAGUCUGCGAGGGUUGCCAGCUCAAAGAUCACCACCACCUUGGGACUAGUGGUCCAUGCAGCAGCUGACGGCGUGGCUCUCGGAGCAGCGGCUUCAACUUCCCAGACCAGUGUUCAGCUCAUUGUCUUUGCGGCCAUCAUGCUUCACAAGGCCCCAGCAGCUUUUGGCCUGGUCUCCUUCCUGAUGCAUGCUGGCCUGGAGAGGAAUCGGAUCCGUAAACACCUGCUGGCCUUCGCCCUGGCAGCACCUGUCCUCGCCAUGGUUACCUUCGUAGGACUCAGCCAGAGCAGUAAAGAGGCACUGUCCAACGUGAACGCGACAGGCGUGGCCAUGCUGUUCUCUGCCGGGACCUUCCUGUAUGUUGCCACCGUACAUGUUCUGCCUGAGGUGGGCGGGACCGGACACAGCCACUCCCCCACACCGGGGAAGGAAGCAGCGAAGGGACUGGGCAAGGUGGAGGUUGGGGCUCUGGUUCUGGGCUGUCUGCUACCGCUGGUGCUGUCUGUGGGACACCACCACUAGACACACACCGCUAGUAGACACAGAGGAGACCAAGGGGAGGAGAGGAAAGGAGGGAUGUAAGAGAGGAAGAGUGGGUUUAGAGGGAAAGCAGCCUAACAGACAUCUCUAUCACACAUCUCAAAUGUCUUAUGUACCUGUUCUAUUGAUGGACUUCUGAUUUGGUUGGAUUGCGGUUGUUGUGUCCUCGUUGCCGGGACAACGACCUGCGGGUGGAAUCGGAACCGCGCUGGACAACACAAAGGGAUGAUGAUGAUGAUGAUGUCAUAACCAUAGUAAUAAGGACCUCCCACUUGUUCAACACUCUAAAGGAAGUCCUAUCUGCUGAUACUGAUGACAAGACUGCUACCAUGGUUCCUGCUUCUUUUAAGCAGACAUUUAUUUUUCUAUUUUUUUUGGGGGGGGGUGGGGGGGUCUCUCUAGGUAGGCUUUACAGACAGCAGGGGAGUUGGUCAUUGUUGUAUCCUGUUUCAGUGCUACAAAUGAACUGUCAACUCCUGAACUAAUGUUAAUGUACCUGCUUUUGUUUUGUUGCUGAGGACUGGGCUGUGAGAAAUGAAGAGAUAUUUGUGCCAUCUUGCAGUAAAAGUAAAGGUUUUAAAGUGAUUUUUCACUCUCACUUUGUGCUACGUUGAGUUUGCACUCUGACACACGGUGUUCUUACUGUGAGAUGAAAUGUAGUCUAUAUUUAAAUUCUUGCUAGUGCAAUCAGUAACUAAUUAGAAGUUUACAUGUGAGUAGUUGCACUUCUAUGACUUUUGGCUUGAUCUAUAGGCUAUUUAUUAAUCUACCGUACUGUUAAAGGACAUUGGACAUCUGAGAGACAUGUUGUCUAUAAGACUGCUGUCCACAGACUCUGUUGUUGACUCUGUUGGGUAAACAGCUUGAAGGAUGACUGUCUUGCUUCAGCCUCACAAUGGAAGCCCCAGGACUAGCCUCUAAAUUAUACACCGUAAUGGAAGCCCUGGUCCCAGGACCAGCCUCUAAAUUAUACACCGUAAUGGAAGCCCUGGUCCCAGGACCAGCCUCUAAAUUAUACACUGUAAUGGAAGCCCUGGCCCCAGGACCAGCCUCUAAAUUAUACACUGUAAUGGAAGCCCUGGUCCCAGGACCAGCCUCUAAAUUAUACACCGUAAUGGAAGCCCCAGGACCAGCCUCUAAAUUAUACACUGUAAUGGAAGCCCCAGGACCAGCCUCUAUACACCAUAAAAUCUAAACUUAUAUCAACCCAUGAAUUACCCUGCUUUCUGUCACGUUUGGUUUAAAAUGUGGUUCUCUUCAGACCUGUUUUCCUGAGUGAUUGCAGGAUAGCUACUGGUCUACUUGAUGGCAAUUAGACUGGGUACCGGUCUACUUGAUGACAAGUAGACUGGGGACUGGUCUAUUUGACGGUGGUAGACUGCGUACUGGUCUAUUUGACGGUGGUAGACUGGGUACUGGUCUAUUUGACGGUGGUAGACUGGGUACUGGUCUACUUGAUGGCAAGUAGACUGGGUACCGGUCUACCUGAUGACAAGUAGACUGGGGACUGGUCUAUUUGACGGUGGUAGACUGGGUACUGGUCUAUUUGAUGGUGGUAGACUGGGUACUGGUCUAUUUGAUGGUGGUAGACUGGGGACUGGUCUAUUUGAUGGUGUUAGACUGGGGACUGGUCUACUUGACAGUGGUAGACUGGGUACUGGUCUAUUUGAUGGUGGUAGACUGGGGACUGGUCUAUUUGAUGGUGGUAGACUGGGGACUGGUCUACUUGACAGUGGUAGACUGGGUACUGGUCUAUUUGAUGGUGGUAGACUGGGUACUGGUCUAUUUGACGGUGGUAGACUGGGUACUGGUCUAUUUGAUGGUGGAGGACUGGGUGAUUUUAGGGUACAUGACAUUAGGCAUUGUUCAGUGAGUAGUCAGACCAAUAGAUGCAUUAUAAUGAAUUCUGAACUGAGGGACCAGUAAUAUGGAGUGUAGACCAACAGACAGUCACCGGUAGAUGUUCAGACUGAUAGCUUUGUCUGGAUCACCUAGUGUCUGUCUGUGAAGAGGGACUUAGUUAUUUGCAUUUGGGUCAAACAAAACAGCAGUUCUGACGUAAUGACUUUAGUUUUUUUUUUUUUUUUUUUUUUUCAAUUUGCUUUUAAUUUAUCUUCUGUCCUUUUAUCAAUGUUAUAAAAUCUCAGCAAUAAGCAUGUUAAUUUUGUGAGAUCUGGUGUCCGUGUCUACCCACACAGAGUUAUCCAUGAUAUUGAUCAGGUGGUUGAGUGACAUCUCUAACAAUUGAAAGAGAUGCCACUCAAUGCCCCUAUUCGAUCAAAUAAACCACACGUUGAAAAUAAGCCUUACGUUUUUUGUUUUUUUUAAACCAAAUUUAACCAUUAAGCUCUGUACAAAACCUCUUGGUUUAGUGAGUGAAACAUUUUAUACGAAGCUGGAGAAGACAGAUUUUGGGCCCAGUUAUCUCUCUCUCUUCUCUUCUUCUGUGGUUGUGGAGGUGGUUGUGGAGGUGGUUGUGGAGGUGGUUGUGGAGGUGGUUGUGGAGGUGGUUGUGGAGGUGGUUGUGGAGGUGGUUGUGCGCGCAGUACCUUCAGCUGCAGACUGUUUUUUUAAAAAUUCAUGAUAUUUCAUGGAACCAAACUAAGUCUGUUCUAAAGGGAUAUCCUCCCUACUGGUUCUUAGUGAAUUGUGGAUCUCUUGAAGCCUCUUGAUUCUAGUCGAAAGACGUGUGUGUGUGUGUUUGUGUGAGUGUGAAAGAGGAGAGAGUUGAGGGGCAUCAGGGGUUAGCAGUAGACAUCAUGCUUCGGGGAUUGUCAUGUGAUCAUUCCAUAAGGAGUCUGACAUUUUUCCAUCUGUUGCAAACUGUGUUUUUAUGAUUUAUUUAAAUAAAUAAAACUGAAUGGGU
Oncorhynchus tshawytscha (Chinook salmon) is the source of this 4809-nucleotide messenger RNA. Its product is annotated as zinc transporter ZIP9. The transcript has 7 exons. Gene Ontology annotation, molecular function: metal ion transmembrane transporter activity. The record is from RefSeq and is a predicted model, not a curated record. Lineage: Eukaryota; Metazoa; Chordata; Actinopteri; Salmoniformes; Salmonidae. Gene Ontology annotation, cellular component: membrane. Gene Ontology annotation, biological process: zinc ion transport; transmembrane transport. Bases 987 to 1925 code for a protein of 312 amino acids.